AGUAGCAGUGUUAGGAACGUCACCAAUUGACUUAAGUCAAAUUUUGACUUAAGUCAUGACUUAAGUCAAAUUUUGACGUAUACGUCGACUGCGACUGAAAUAAAAUUUAUGCGUGACUUUUACGAUGACGUUUGACGUGAAAAAAAUUUGUAAUCUUAAAAAAAGUCAAAAUAAAAACGUCAUCUGGCAAUGUUGACGAACAAUGCCGAGGAUCGGAAGAUUUUUUCGUCUGUAAUUUUCGUAAAACAUAUCAGUUGUCAUCAAAAGUCAUGACAAUGGCGUCUACUACUAUAGAGAAAGAUUCGUGGACUGAAUCUGGUGUCUUUAGUUUUUUUAAUUUCACUCAAGCCGUUAUUAAGUGUUUUACUAUUGACACAUCUCUUACUCGUCUUGAACAAAAGGAGAAGAAAGCUUUAUUGGGAACUGAAUUCGUAGCCGGCAAGUGCAAAACGUGUGGCUGGGAGUCAAAGGUGCAUUUUGGAAAUCCCUCUAAUUGGGUUCGCCAUCUUAAGCUUCAACAUGGUGUAGCUUUCGAUGCUUAUAAAGAGGCUAUGGCAAACAAAAAAAAAGACAGAAAGAGACGUCGGUCAGCUGAUUCCUCUUACUUGCCGACUAAUAAAAAGGCCAGACAGCCACAAGAAACAAUUGAUGUAGCACUUGAUCUAAACACAAUCUCUAGGAAAAAAGAAAAGAUAGAAAAGGCUAAACAUUUAGAACAAGAACAUCAACUUCGUGUAGACAUGCGUAUUUUUCAAUAUGUUGUUGGUAGUUGUCUACCUUUGAGUACAGUUGAGAACAUUCUUUUUCGAAACGUCUGCACUGAAAUUAAUCCCAAAGUGAAUGUGGUGUGUACUAAAACGUUGAAGAAAACUAUUUUGCAACAAUAUUUAAACUAUAAAGCUAGUUUGAGGAAGAGGUUCAGCAAUGCAGUGGAUGUUUGUUUAACGGCUGAUGCGUGGGGAUCGAAAAGACGAAGUUUCUUGGGCGUAACAGCACAUUGGCUUGAAAGUAAAGGAGAAACGGGCGAGAUGACAAGGUGUUCUGCUGCUCUUGCUUGUAAAAGAUUUCUAGGAUCGCAUACAUACGAAAAAAUUGCGGCUUUGCUCAACAACAUUAUGGACGAUUUCAGUCUUCAUGGGAAGGUUAACUAUGUAGUGACCGACAAUGGAUCCAAUUUUGUUAAGGCCUUCACUGAAUUUUCCGUUGAGAAUCAAUUGACUCAUGAUGAUGUGGAUGACGAUCCUGAAUUUAUUGAAGGGUUGGCUGCUUUGGCUGACUUGCAUGACGAAGAAGAACUCGAAGAGUUAAGAGAAGCAGCAUCUUUUAACACUGAAACUUAUCGUAUCCUGAAAGAUGCUGGUUUUUCUACCAUCAUUCUUCCAAAACAUAUAAGGUGUGCCUCUCAUACACUCAACCUCAUUGCUACUGUCGAUACCGAUCUUUCCAAGUUCGACCUCAAAUCGUUCCCUAAAAAGAAUGCACUUCGACAGGCGCUAUCUAAGAUUCAGGGACUUUGGAAUAAGAUUGGACGGUCUGUUUCUGCUUCUGAGGAGGCUUUUGAAGUUUUUGGUAUUGCUCUUCCAACUCCGUGCCCAACUAGAUGGAACAGUCUCUUUGAUAGUCUUGUUGCCUUCCUUAAAAACUUCAAAAGUCUGGAGAUAGUCAACAAAUUGUUCUCCUCUCUGACUCUUCCUUUAUUAACCAAAGAAGAUAUCGAACUAUUGACCGAGUAUAUGGAGGUUAUGAAGCCACUCGCAGUGGUUCUCGACAUUUUACAAGGGGACAAAGGGGUAUUUCUUGGAAUCGGUCUUGUUUUGCCUCUUAUUACAAGACUGAAGGAUCUAAUGAAUCAACGAGUCUACUUACAUCUUGGGCCAAUACGUGACCGAGUCUUAGAGAAAGUGGAUAAAAGAUUUGGUAAACUCUUUGAGGAUCCUUGGUAUUUGAUGGCAGCACUUACUCAUCCGUGCUUUAAGGCACAUUGGAUAAAAGACAGAAGGAGCCAAGAAGAAGCCAAAAUAAAACUCAGGCAGCUGAUCCAGGACUCUACGUGUUCACCAGUUUUGGAAAAAAGCAAAACAUCCUUAGCCGAAGAGUUUUUGCUGUUUGAUGAAAUUCAACCUUCAGGCAGACCGGAUGACGAGGUAGACCGAUUUUUAAAAGAUCGCGACACCUCUAUAGGAAUGCUUGAUAAUUAUCCACAGAUUAAAUCUUUGUUUGUAAAAUAUAAUACUGUCAUUCCAACUAGCGCUCCAGUAGAGCGUCUUUUUAGCUUAGCAGCAUUAAUUUUAACAAUAAGAAGAAAUAAGUUGUCCGAUUCAAUGUUGGAAAUGUUAAUAUUUCUAAAAAUUGCUUUAAACUUGUAAAAACCACCUGUCAAAUAGCGUAAAAAUACAUGACUUAUUUUGUGACUUAA
Daphnia pulex (common water flea) is the source of this 2416-nucleotide messenger RNA. RefSeq lists its product as uncharacterized. NCBI's taxonomy places the organism in Eukaryota, Metazoa, Arthropoda, Branchiopoda, Diplostraca, Daphniidae. The transcript is spliced from 7 exons. The record is from RefSeq and is a predicted model, not a curated record. The coding region runs from base 270 to 2366 and encodes 698 amino acids.